AAAAAAAAAAAAAAAAAGCCAGGGGAGGAGGGGGGCUCCUGGCCUCUCACCGUCCCGAGACGCUAUGCCGUGGGUCGGCGGCGGCGUGAAGCGGAGGGAGAGCGCGGAGCUGCCGCUGCCCGCGGGCUGGGAGGAAGCCCGCGACUUCGACGGCAGAGUGUUCUACAUCGACCACAACACCCGGCAGACGUCGUGGAUCGACCCCAGAGACAGGAUCACUAAGCCGCUGACGUUUGCCGACUGCGUUGGAGAUGAACUGCCUCUCGGGUGGGAGGAAGUUUACGACCAGCAAGUGGGAGUUUACUACAUUGACCACAUUAACAAGACCACCCAGAUUGAGAACCCGCGGACUCAAUGGCGGCAGGAGCAGGAGCGCAUGCUGAAGGAGUACCUCGUGGUGGCCCAGGAGGCCCUCAAAGCCAAGAAGGAGAUGUACCUGGUCAAGCAGCAGCGGUUGGAGCUGGCUCAGCAGGAAAUGUUGCUCUGGCACGAGCUGUCCGAGGAAAACCGCUCCAUCACCAGCACGCUCUCUGGCUCGUCUUCAAACGCGAAAUACGACACUGACCAAAUAAAGGUGGAAAUCGCCUGUAGACGAGAGCGGCUCUGCAGACUGAAGCAGGAGCUGGCCCAGGUGAAGCAGGAGCUGCAGUACAAGGAAAUGGGAGUGGAGACCCUGCAGGAGAUCGACAGGAAGAUGUCGUGCAGUCAGACGAACUACAAGCUGGACGAGGCUCAGGCCAUCUUCACCGAGCUGCGGAGCAUCAAGAAGGCCAUCAGCACCGGGGAGAAGGAGAGGCAGGACCUCAUCCAGAGCCUGGCGAAGCUGACGGUGAACUUCCAGAGCGGCUUGUCCAUCGGUGACUCGAUCAGUGAAGUGGUGAACAGCACUGGAAGCGCGGGCGACUCGUGUAAUCUGCUGCAGCAGUACUGUGAUACUGGCUGUCAGACUGACAUCAUGGGAGAGUACGGUUCACAAGAUUCCUCGCACUUGGUGGACAAAGUGAAAGUCAAUUGGCAGUACGAGGAAGCCAAGAAAAAGGUGCAGAGCAUACAGCACCAGCUAGCACAGCUGGACAGUGAGAGCUGGUCGGGGCGGGCGGAGGCGGACCGGGACCGGGACUUCUUGCAGCUCCUGCGCGAGAAGGAGGCCCUGCUGCAGGAGCUCAUCCUGGUCAGCAAGCAGCAGCACCCCGCCGAGACGCUGCUGCAGCUGGAGGAGGAGCGCUCCCGGCUGGAGGAGGAGGUGCAGAGGGCCCACAGCUCCCAGAGCCAGGGAGCCAAUCAGAGAAUCCUGCAGCAGGAGAAGAGGAACGCUCUGCUCAGACAGCUGGAGGAGGCGACGCGUAUCACCACCUACCUUCACUCCCAGCUGAAGAGUCUGUCGGCCAGUUCUCUGACGGUGUCGUCCAGUAGCAGCCGGGGGUCUCUGGCCUCCAGCCGGGGCUCCCUGGCAUCCAGCAGAGGCUCCCUCAGCUCUAUCAGUUUCACUGACAUCUACGGUCUCCCGCAGUACGACCGCCACGAGGGGGCAGGGGAGCCUCUCGAAUCCCACUUGCGCUACCUGCUGCCCCUGGAGACUGUAUCCAGAGACUGCACCAUGUUUAACCCUGACCCACUGACCCAGAGCAAAACCAAACGCUCCCACGACACCCCGCAGUCCUUAGCCUCGCUCUCCUCCCGCUCCUCGCUCUCCUCCCUGUCGCCGCCCAGCUCUCCCAUGGACACGCCCUACCACUCCGGCCCUCAGGACUGCCCCCUCACCCAGAUGACAGAGGAGUACAUGGAGCAGGCGGGCCGCGGCCUCUUAGAGGGGCUGCGGGCGCAGUCGCAAGCCCUGUCUCACACGGCCAUGUUGAGCAGCGAGGACACGGUCGGCCCCGCCGCCGUGCAUCAACUGGACAACAAGAGUCUUCGGGACAGCGGGGCUCAGGCGGCUUUUACUUCCACAGGGGUGACUCUGAGAGGAAACAGCGCCAACAGGAGUGGCAGGAGGGCCCGGAGAGUCUCUGCAGGGGUGUCCGAGGACGCUCUGGCCACAGACAGCGGCGUUUUCGAGGCAUGGGGUCGAAGGGCGGAGGAGUCAGAGGAGAUGUCGUACAUGAAAGAGCCAACGUCUGUGAGCGACCCUGCCCAGAUCCAACUGGGGCUGCUGUGGGAAUCUAACUCUCAGUCUCUCCGACUUCAUCUGCUCCAGCUCAAGAACUUAAACAGGUCCACUGUGAGAGACAGCUAUAAAGUGUAUGUGAAGGUGCACUUGAUUCCACUGGACGCCAGCAGGGCCUGUGCAUUUUACUGCUGUACGGCGUUGGAGCCGCAGCCCCAGAUGAGUUUCAACGAAGGCUUCCGCAUUCCUGUCCCCGCAAACGCCCUGGCGGUGUGUUCCCUGCAGCUGUCCGUCUGCUCGCUGGGACCUCAGGCUCAGGAGGAACUACUGGGUACGGCCCAAGUGAGCCUGGCAGAUUGUGAGGAGAGCGUAGAGAUGGUUUACCACUGGCUGCGAGUCAAGAUGAUGAGCGGGACGGAGUUGCCGAGGCCCGAACAGAAGAACCUCUGCCACCGAAGGCACCACGAAGUGCACGAAGAUGAGCAGAGGCCCAGAGCCAUGGACACUUUGUGUACUCUGCUGUCACGCAACACCAACAACACCAGCACCCACCUGGAGGAGCGGGACUCGGAGCUGGAGAUGCAGCGGCUGGAGAAGAAGGAUGAGCCAGGGGAGGCAGCAUCCGAGAGGAGCUGGCAGGCGGAGUCGGUGGACAGCGGCUGCAGCAACAGCACUGCGUUCACAGCUCCCUGCUCCGAGGGCCUGUGUGCCGAGGGCAUCUGCAUCACCACCGGAGGGCGCUGUGAGCAGACAGCCGGCAAACUCUGCACAGUGAAGGUGGAAAAGGCCACCAUGACAGACGGCCUGUUCCCAGAGCCGGUGAGAGUUCGGCCCAAAGAGAGGGGCGGGCGCUGGGGUCACGUCUCGCCCUUUAUGCGUGGCAGCACCAUUGUUCGCUCUCAGACCUUCUCCCCCGGGGCUCGUAGUCAGUACGUCUGCAGGUUAUAUCGCAGCGACAGUGACAGCUCUACUUUACCAAAGAAAUCGCCUUUUGUCCGAAAUACGUUGGAAAGAAGAACGUUGCGAUACAAACAGCAGUCGUACCGUUCUUCCCUGGCCGAGCAACCAACCCGCACCUCCCUGGACCUGGAGCUGGAUCUCCAGGCCUGCAGGACGCGUCAGAGGCAGCUCGUGGAGGAGCUGAGUGCCCUCAGGGAGCUGAAGCUAAGGCUGGAGGAGCCGCAGGGCAGGGAGGCCGCCGAGCUCCCCCACUGGGCCCUGAGGGACGAGCGCUUCCGCUGCCUACUCCGGGAGGCCCAGAGACAGGCCGGCCAAAGCAAGCAGGAGCAGCGUCAGGAGGAGGCAGUGGAGAGGAGGAUGAGGAAGGCUUCCAAAGAGGUUCUGCAGAUGAGGGGGCAGAGUCAGAAGGAGCCCCUGCCUGUGCAGACAUUCAGAGAGAAGAUGGCGUUCUUCACAAGACCAAGGUUCAACAUACCUCCUUUGCCAGCUGACGACGUAUGAGAGCUCGCCCUCUAUAUUAUGUGACUAAACAUGAAGUAUUUGUCAAAUGUUUUUUCUGAGCUCAUGAAGUACAAGGUUAUUCCCACCAGGGGGACACAGGCGGGGGGGGGGGGGGGCGGCUACACGCAGAGGACGUUGAGGAUUAGAAGGUUUCACACUUUUCGACGCGUGAACACAACCAGACACGCGGCUCUCGACGAAGGCCCAACUGUUCAGAGGCCUCUCACAAGGAAACGGUAACUUCGGUCUCGUACAAGUUACCUCUGUCGUUUGUGCUUACAAAAAAAAAAGACUGGAAGAUGGGAACAAAAGUCGGUUCGGACAAAUUCACUGUACUGUAACUUAUUUUAUAGUACUUUUCCUUGAAGGAAAUAAAAAUCAAACAAACUGCUUCCUGCUUUUUAAGUGUAUUUUGUAGCUUUGAACAAAUAGCACUUCAGUGUUUUUACAUGCAGUAAAAUGGAGCUAUUGUCUUUGAUUCUUGUCUUCUGUUCCCUAAUUCUUAAGAAUUAUUUACAUACAAAUGUCACUUUGUAAUCCACUUUUAUUACUGAUGUCGUUGUCCUUUUUGUUAUGUUAUUAAAUUUAAUAUUAUUUCAUGUACUUUUCAAUAUAUGGAUGACUUAUAUGAAAACACUGUAUUCAGAUUUUUUUUUUUAAACGAUGUCUGUAUGAACAUCUGCAGUGUUACCUCUUGUGAAGAUAAAACCAUUAAACCACGA
Scophthalmus maximus (turbot) is the source of this 4287-nucleotide messenger RNA. RefSeq names its product WWC family member 3 (gene wwc3). Gene Ontology annotation, molecular function: molecular adaptor activity; kinase binding. The transcript has 23 exons. The coding region runs from base 65 to 3565 and encodes 1166 amino acids. Gene Ontology annotation, biological process: negative regulation of organ growth; regulation of DNA-templated transcription; regulation of hippo signaling. The record is from RefSeq and is a predicted model, not a curated record. NCBI's taxonomy places the organism in Eukaryota, Metazoa, Chordata, Actinopteri, Pleuronectiformes, Scophthalmidae. Gene Ontology annotation, cellular component: cytoplasm.